CGAUUUAACACUGAUACAUGACAUACCAUGACGGAUAUGGAGGAGGACUCGACUGAGCUCAAAUGUCCGCUCUGUCCUGAAUCCGGUCCUCCGACUGGUCUCAAGAAGAAUGAUCAUGAUGAUGGUGAUGGUAAUGUCGAAGUGACAGUGAAGGACGAAGAUGAGGCCUCAUCUUCCACAGCUCAACAACAACAACAACAUGAUCAGACGAGCGAUACGAGGGAAUCGCCAGAUCUUUAUUGGAUAGAAUGCUCAAGAUGCAAAGAGUGGUAUCAUUCUGUCUGCCUGUUGACAAACAAGGAGCAAGGCAAGCGAUCUGUCCCGGCGGAAAUUAUCGCAGAGGCAGAGGCAGAAGGAGCAGAAGGAGUGUGGUCAGAUUGGACAGGAUGGGUGGAUAGAUGGUAUUGUCCCUCCUGUAUAUCUUGGUCGGUAGAUCCGACAAACGAUAAACGACCCCAUCAUCCCCUCGUCGCAACGCUCAACAAGAGAACCUUUCCUCCGAAGAAGUCGACCCAUAGAGUUGAAAAGAGAUCGUCUGAAAGAACUGCAUCACCAGGGACUACAAGCAAGAAGCCUCGCUUGAGCUCUACCAUUAGCGAUACAUCUGCGAUCAACCAGAAGGACCCUUCAGCCCCCGGGGAUGUCAAAGCUAAAGCCAGACCCAAGCGACAAGCUGCAUUAAAUCGACCGGACUAUCAUGCUCUCCACCAUCACAUCGCGACGCCGACUGCCAAGUGGCUGGAGCUGAUUGCAAAUCCUCAACACUUUGAUGUUGUCAUCUCCGAAGGCAACUUUCCUCGUGUUCCGGCUGAAAUCUUGACCAAAUCAUGGAUUGAUUCCUCGACCUUGCCCUCCCAAGGUGAAUCGUCUUCACAAUCCUACCCAAACCGCCUUCCCCCUUCGCUCUUCUUUGGCCCGGAUCGAGAACCACUCAUCAUCAAACCUGAAGACGGAGGCUUUGAAGGUCUAGGCGGCAAGAUUCCAGGGAAGAACUUUACGGUGGCAGAUGUUGGACGCCUAGUGGGUAUGGACAGGAUGGUCGACGUAAUCGAUGUGGCAUCACAGCAAUCGUCUCAGUGGCCUUUAGCAAAAUGGGUAGAAUACGUCCAAUCGAGAAAGAAUCGUCACUCGGACCCCGGACCCUCGAGCAAGACGUACAACAUUAUCUCAUUAGAGAUUUCUGGAACCGAUCUGGCAAAGAAAGUGAAGCCGCCGAGACUCGUCUCGGAGAUUGAUUGGGUCGACAAUUUCUGGAAUUUUGGACCCGCCGGAAAGAACGCAGCGAAAGAGGCUUCCGAGCAGGCGAGACAGGAAGCUGAGGACGGAGUCGCGACUGCCGCGAAAAGCGAAGCGAAAGGAAAAGCUCCGGCUACAUGGCCGAAAGUGCAGCUGUAUUGCCUGAUGGGCGCGAAAGGAUCUUGGACAGAUUGGCACGUAGAUUUUGCGGCAAGCUCCGUAUACUAUACGGUUCACACGGGUGCCAAGACAUUCUUCUUCAUUCGCCCGACGCCGAAAAAUCUCGCAGCUUACGCCGAGUGGUCUGGAUCGUAUGAGUUGCAGCAAAACACCUGGCUUGGAUCAAUGUGCGAUGAGGUUCGGAAAGUGACCUUGCAUGCUGGCGAUACAAUGAUUAUACCCUCUGGAUAUAUUCAUGCUGUUCACACCCCCGCGGAUUCUAUCGUUUUUGGUGGAAAUUUCCUUCAUUCUUUCAACAUUCAGGCUCAACUCCGUUUACGGCAGAUCGAGAUCGACACGAAAGUUCCUCAACGGUUCCGCUUCCCAUUCUUUGAUCGACUCUGCUGGUAUGUCGCCGAGAAGUACUGCGCCGAGUUGCGGUCGCUUCAUGCCUAUCGCCCGCGCGCGACCGCUCAUGCGCCAACCCCUCCAUCGACGGUGGUACUGGACGGCCUGUAUGCUCUCGCCCAAUUCCUUGUGGACCAAGCGAGUAUACUCGAAGACCCGAGGGCAGAAGACAAGCGGCGCAAGCUCAUACAUGAUCGUAUACCCGCUGAGAUUGUCCACGAUCCAUCUGGCCUUGCGCGAGAACUUUUAUGGAGGGUGCAGAGAGAGUUGCCGCAUCUCGAUGUUCCGGACACUCACCCGCGGUCCGCAGGGGCUAAGGGCAUGCCAAAUGGUACCAAAAAGGGAAAGGGACUGGUGAUGCUGCCAUCCAAGCCGAAAUCGCGGGUUUGGAACUUCACGCCACCGCCAUGGGAGCAGAAUAACCACCCUGUGAAGGAGUCGACGAAUGUACUAUACGCUCCCCGACCUUCAGCAUCAUCACCCGCGCCCGGUAUAGCUCGCUCAUCCAGGAAUGAGAAGGCUGAGGCGACAGUCCAUGUGUACUCGCAAAAUCGGUCACGCGUCAGGGAUCUAGAUGAUGGCAGUACUGUUCUGGAGGAACAGCGGGUUGAAUUCACAGAGAGACGAGUUAUCUGGCUCCCACAACAGGGCUUCAAGCUGGCGGAGCAUGAAGACGUUCCGCUAGGCAGUCAUCAGUCAACUCACACGAAUGGACUGGAGAAUGCAAAGCCGGAUAUGACCGGCACAGAUGCGGCGAACGGAUCGGCGUUGGUAACCGAAUCAAACACCACCGUGCAGGAUGACGGCGGGCUCCCUAUCCACUAGGCUCUGCUUGGUGCUGCAUCAUCGCAGCCAUUUGUACUCUCCAUUGUUCCGAAUCCAGUUGUAAAUCACCGUCUCGUCCCUGCGCAUGACCCAGUCCAUAUGCGCCUCACAUUUAUGCAUACAAGUUGAAUCGAG
Kockovaella imperatae is the source of this 2763-nucleotide messenger RNA. RefSeq lists its product as hypothetical. Gene Ontology annotation, molecular function: histone demethylase activity; transcription coregulator activity. Bases 28 to 2628 code for a protein of 866 amino acids. The transcript is spliced from 13 exons. NCBI's taxonomy places the organism in Eukaryota, Fungi, Basidiomycota, Tremellomycetes, Tremellales, Cuniculitremaceae. The record is from RefSeq and is a predicted model, not a curated record. Gene Ontology annotation, biological process: regulation of transcription by RNA polymerase II; protein demethylation.